Callorhinus ursinus (northern fur seal) is the source of this 2977-nucleotide messenger RNA. RefSeq names its product ARF like GTPase 5C (gene ARL5C). The record is from RefSeq and is a predicted model, not a curated record. Gene Ontology annotation, molecular function: GTPase activity; GTP binding. Lineage: Eukaryota; Metazoa; Chordata; Mammalia; Carnivora; Otariidae.
ACUUCUUUAAUGCUCAAAAUACCAGGCUCUAGCAUAACUCAUUGUACUUCACUCCAAUAGCAACACGGUCCUACUGUGUGCCAGGCACUGGACCAGGCUGGGAGUGCAGGGAGAACACAAGUGAACAAGACCCAAACCCCACACUCCAGGCCUCACAGCUGAUUGGUGGAAACAGGCCAGUGUCCAAUCUCAGGGUGGAGAGAAGCCCCAUUUGUCUGGAGAACCGGGGCAGGACUUGAGAAGUAGGUGGCUUUUAUGGCAGGCAGCUAAAGGCUUUCAGGAAGCCACCUUUCCGAGAAGGUGAAAGACAUUCAGGUGGAGGAAACACAGAAGCAAAAGCACUGUUGGAAGGAGCUGGGCAUGUGUGGGCAAGGACCAGUGGAUGCAGAAGGUGGGAGAUCACCUGCAAAGGCAGGUGGGGGCUGUUCACGGAGGCUCUUGAAUGUCAGGUGAAGUGGCUGAUCUGAAUCCAGUGAGCAAUAGGGAAUCAUUGAAGGUUUAUGAGCUGUGGAGUGACGGACUCUGAGCUGUGCUUUACGAAGGUGAAUAGGGCUGUGCUGAAUCAGGGAGGCAGAGGCAGGGAGACGAGCAAAGGUUGUUCCCUUAGUGGAGGGGAGCACUAAUGGGCUGUAGGAGGGCCGUGGCAGUCGGGGGCAGAAGGAGCUGAUUCUCCUGUGUGGUAACUGGCUCCUCCUAACUGCCCCCUCAGCCUGAGGUUGGCUUGCCUCCCCACUUCUCUUUUUGUUUUCUGGUUUUUCCCAGUUUAAGCAAAGAAGGAAAUUCACAACAAAGAGUCCCCUCCUCCCUCUCCCUCCUCCAGCCUGGCUCUCUCUUGGCCCAGGUUCUCUUCUGCUGGCUCUUGGCAUCUGGUACCCCUCUGUAGGGUCUCUGGCUGCGAGAUCCCUCUUUUUGCUCCGUCCUUAUCUUCAGAUGCCCAUCCCCCCAGAUCUGGGAGCUGUGCCUGAGCAGUCAGUUUGCCAAUGAAUCACAGAAGCAGUAUGGAUUUAUUCCUAGAAGUUGCCUAUCACCAAGGGACCUCCAAAAGGAAGGGAGACUCUGCCUUUCCCCUAAGGGAACUCACUUUGAGUGGGCCUGCAAGAGCCACACUAGUGAAAACACUAGGGAUCUGCUGGGGGUUGGAAUAUUCUCCCUGCUCAGAGAGGAUCAGUGAGCCGCCUGCGCCACACAGCUGGCCGGUGCAGGAGGUAGGGUUUUGCUUCAGUCUAGUGCCCCACACAUGCCACUUGGAGAAGGGAGAGCAGGGACCUGGUAGUGAGUCACUGUGCCGGGCCUCCUUGAUGCAGUGGGGGAGCAGUUCACCCAGAGAACCUCUGGAGUUUUCUCAGGGCAAAGGCAAAGAGGAGGAUGUGGAGUCUGGACCCCACUUUCCUUGCACCUCCAGGACUCUAGACAAGUAGCCUGUUCGUUGUCGCUGUGACAUUCAUAGCACUGGCGAGGGGCCCCGUCCCAGGGGAUUCCCAGGUCCCGCAGGUGACUCCUCAGGCUUGCGUGACCUCAUAGGCAAAACUCGCUCGGCCCUCCCCGGGGGGCGGGGUUCUAAGCACCCUGGCUCGACCCGGGCCCCCGAAGGUCGCUGAGUCUUGCCCCUCUCCAGCCUGGGACGCGCCAUGGGACAACUGAUCGCCAAGUUGAUGGGCAUCUUCGGGAACCAGGAGCACAAGGUUAUCAUCGUGGGACUGGACAAUGCCGGAAAGACCACCAUUCUCUACCAGUUCCUGAUGAAUGAGGUGGUCCACACAUCUCCCACCAUCGGUAGCAACGUGGAGGAGAUCGUUCUGCGAAAGACACACUUCCUCGUGUGGGACAUAGGGGGGCAGGAGGCUCUGCGCUCUACCUGGAAUACCUAUUACUCCAACACCGAGUUCAUCAUCCUUGUGAUUGACAGCACGGACCGGGACCGGCUGCCGACCACUCGGGAGGAGCUGUAUAAGAUGCUGGCCCAUGAGGCUCUGCGAGAUGCUUCUGUCCUGAUCUUUGCCAACAAACAGGAUAUGAAGAACUCCAUGACCACCAUGGAGAUCUCUCAGUUCCUCACUCUGAGCACCAUCAAGGACCACCCGUGGCACAUCCAGGGCUGCUGUGCCCUCACCGGGGAAGGGCUGCCCGCGGGGCUCCAGUGGAUGCAAUCUCAGGCCACUGCCAACUGAUGCCCCGACCUGAGGCCAACCAAAGACUCCGGGGGGUUUUGCUUGGACUACAUGGGUGGAAAGCCCAAGUGACGAUUACUUUUCUACGAUUCUCUGAUGGGAGCUGAGUCAGCUCUGGACAGUGAGAUCGCCACAGUCCACCCAACCCAACCCCGCCACCGAGGGGCUAGACUGCCCGCCCUGACCUGCUGCAGACAGGCAGGACAGCAGAAGAGCUGCCCUUCACUCCAGGGAAGCAGGGGUCCUCGGAGGCACAGGCGAGCCGUUGGACAUGUGAGGGAUUGGGAAGUGGAGCCCCAUCCCCUCAGCCCGCAACCUCUUUGAGGGAAAAGAAUGGGGGACGGAGCAAGAGACCCCCUGGAAUUGCUCUUUAUUUCCUAGAACCCCACCCCCUAUCCGUCGAUUCCCGCCCCAGCUUUCUGGCCCCUUAGCCAUCUUUGAGCAAAGGAGAUUCCAGAAAGGUGAAGGGGCAGGCUCAGGGCAAGGAGGACAGAGCCAAAAACUGGUGGGAAGGGAGAGGAAGAAGGACGGGACAUCCCCGAUGGGGACAUGCCUUGCACCUCGGGGAGUUCCACCACUCCUCCCAUGCCUUUCAUUUCCCUCUGGGAUGCUGGCUCUGACCCCAGCUUCUGAGCGUUAGCCCAUCCCAUCCUAUGCCCUCCGCUCCUUCCAGUGUGAAUCCCACUCCUCCCACAUGUCUCCAGUUCCUACAGCGUGCCCAUCUCGACUAUCUUUUGUCAUGAUUUUGUCACUGUUUUAGAAUUUUUAUAAAAGUAUAAUAAAUGCCAUUGAAAACUGCUCGCCUCUUA